CUAAAAGGUGCAACGGGUGCAACUGCACUGACGAAUUAAAUUAUCAAAUGAAUUGAAUAUUUUAUUAUUGUUCUCGUCGUUGUUUCCGGUUCAUCAUCAUGUUUUAUCACUAUUGUCCGCGCACAGUUUUGUUUUUUUCGCUUUUUCCUCUGUAAUUUCCAUGUGCCAGUACAGUUCACCUUUUCACCAUGUCCUGUGAGGGAGUCAUAACACCUCCAAUGACUCCUCCUAAAAGCCACCAUUCUAAUGAUGAUUCCUUCAUGAAAUCUGCGGAGGCCUUCUCCCCUGAAAUAAAAGACCAGGAAGAACAAGGGUUUGUUUGUCAAGGGAGAGUAGACCAAGAUUACGCAUCUUUAGCAUCUUCACUCAUCCAGAGCAAGUCUGGUGAUCUCAGUCUUUUUCUUCAUGGUCUGAAUGCUGCAGCUAAGCCUCCUGAACAGAACUCUGUUGUUAAAAUUCAACUGUUUGGACGGUGGUUUGAUAGAGGCAGUGCUCUUAUUGAGCGAACAGAUUACUUAUUCCAGAAUGUCAGGAAAAUACUUCUGGAACUAGACCGAACAGCCCAUCCUCAUAAAUCUGCAGGAAUUUUGAACAAUGGUGAAGAAAGGUAUCGGCGCUACCGCAUCAAAGAGCGUAAAUUCAGAAUUACAACCAGUAUAAAGAAAGUGCUGGAUUAUGCAGCCCUACGUAAAGAGAUCAUUGAAUUCUGUUUGUAUGUCCGAAAUUACAUUCUGAGGCUUCAUCGCUAUGCCGAAGGGUCCGAAAUAAUCAGUGAAUUGGUUUCUAGUCUUGUCAAACACAUUUCUUCACUUCAUCAUAUUUUAGAUUUUCUCAGCCCGCAUCCGGGAUAUGUUUUUGAAGGAGCCUCCUCAAAAAAUACGGAUCUACUGAAUGAACAUCACUUAUGUCAUCUUCAGUUAGAUUUGCAGUGGCUCUUAAUCACAAUUGUGUACGUUAUUGUGAUUUUGGAAGAAGAAUUGCUAGCAAAUGCACAAACAGAACAACCUCACCAGCAUUCAAGUUCUCCCCAAAUGGCUGCCUCUCCAAAGACAUCAGAGAUAAAAGAUAAUGAAGAAAUCAGCUUGGAACUCCUAGAUCGAAUCAUUGACCGCCUUUUAAGGGAACUAAUUCAACUCUCUGCUACCAAAUUCAGAAACAUCAAGGAUAGUCUAUUGAGUGCGGCUCCAUUUAGUUGUAGCUGCAUUUUUCAUCUAUGGAUUCUCCUGUACCCUGUCAUAACAGUCGUGCAUAAAAAGUUUAAAGUGAAGUCUUUUUGGGACCGCAUCAACGAAAUAUUCAGCAGAAUGUUGGAGUUGCACCGACCAAAGAGUGCUAAUGAAAGCACUGUUGCAGCGGCCAAUUUGAAGACUUUCAAUGAGUCAUCUUUACCUGUUUUAGAUGAAUGGAUGAAUUUCUAUCCGUACAUAUUUUGGAUGCUUCUCCAUAUCACCAAAGCACAGUAUGCCUCCAAUUUAUCUGAAUUCAAAGUAGAAAGUAACUAUCCACUUCUAGAGAAGAUCUUAACGGGCUCUUUGGAGGAAGGAAAUGUCAGGCCUUCUCAGCUAAGAGAGUGUCUAGCCAUAACAGAAAUUUUAACCACUGAGUAUUGGGAGCCAAAUUCAAGCGCUGUUCUCAUUUUGUGGGAUUAUUUUCACCGGACGAUUGAUCAAGGCAUGUUCCUAAUCCAAGGGGAGCAGCUUCAAAAUCAGUGGAUACUCAGUGAAAGUGCUUUAUCAUUCCUGAAUCAAAUUCAAGCAUUUAUUGAACCUGGCUCAUGUAUAGAUUCAGCCAAACUGACCAUUUACAAACAGUUUUUGCGUAUUCUUGCCGCCCAUCUGAGAAGGUGUAAAGAUACUCCUCGUGUUUGGAAUCAAAUCAAAAGUCGAAUUUUCUCCAAGUUCUCAGCAAGGAAAAUUAGUAACCUCACUGAACCAGGGUUGAUGAAUUUCUUUGCAUUAUUUCUCACUUUAGCUAUCGCAGGAGACGCUGAAGAAGUGUGCAAGGUCACCAGUAGCCUAAUUGGAGAGGUAGAAAUUGACAGAAGAAUGACUAACAGGAGGAAAGUUUUAUGGAAAGGGUAUCUGGCGAUGGCAUUGUUGACCCUAGAAAAGCAGAAGAAAGUAGAAUCAUUGGUCGGGCCAAUGAUUCAAAUGAUCAAUGCAGACCUAGCUGUCACCGAUAGUGAAAGGAUGCUGUCUAUUUUCUUUGAGGCAUUUCAAGAAAUGCUCAUUGCGCCUUGUGGUCUACAAUUUGGCCAGCUAUCAUUCAUCGAUGCUUGGGUUGAAAAAUGCAUUACGUCUUCUUCAGAGGUUGAGAAAAACAACCUGUUAAGCAUUUGCUUUUCUGUUCUUUGCUUUUUGAAUGCUGAGUUGUCUAAAGGCGUUUUCAAAAUUGAUUCUGGAGAAGCAAAAAAAGAUGUUUGGCAGUUGCAAGUGAAACUUUGGUCUCAUUUGAUUCCGCACUUGAAGCAACUGAGCUGUAGACCAUAUAGUGAAAUUACUCCUCAAAUCGCUGGUGAAUUAUUAGCUGCUUUCAUCAAUUUUAGUCUAAUGAUUGGCCUGAAUGAAGUUCGAACAGAGAAAGUCAAAGCCCUUUUCAAGCAUUUAUUGUGCUCAGAGAGUGUUCAAAUUGGUGUCAUGAAAGGUUAUUUGAAAGAGCUGAUUAAGCACGAUAAUGCCCUGAGGACUCUGAACACCCCUCAAAUAUUUGUCCAGGCAUGGCUCAAGUGUUCUUUUUUACAUGAAGAAAGGGUAUCCACAGAGCUCUCUGAUGUAGCUGAAUAUAUUCGGCUGCAUCUCCCAAACAACCGACUCUUCCGAAGCUUAACUCUCUCCAAAGGAGAUAUUUUCAUUGAUUUCAUCAAAGCACUUCGGUCGGAGUUCAACCUUUGUGCGGAUCCUCUAGAAAGAAAGAAGUUCUGUAAUGAAGCAGCCUUCUACUUCGGAAAUUUGGAAAAAUGGUCAUCUCAGGUCUUGAAAAAUUUAACCUCUCAAAAUGAAGUGCUCCGCAUCCAUGAGAGAGCUGGGUUCUUAGUCUCAGAAGCAGGUGCUAUCUUCUAUGCUCAGUCAGGGACCAAAACCUUGCUUCAUCGACUUCUGGAAAUUUUUUUACUGCCCCCACAAGUGCGUGACCCAGCUUACGAUCUUCACCCAUUUGUUGCGAAGGGACUGCAUCAUAAUUUGAAUCUGUUCAUUCAAGGAUUGGUAAGAUUAGGUGCCCCUAACGACUUGUACCUAUUUAGUGCAAUCAAGGACUCUCUGAGCUUAUUGAUGCCACGUUUAAUACGAAAAUCAGGUGCAUUGAACGAAACGUGUACCACGUUUUCACUCCUGAAAUGUUUCACCGAAUGCUUAAAUAAUGUUGCUCCACAAGAGGACUGCUGUAUCAUCAUAUUUCAAAUUGUUGUUGAAAGACUCAUAAAGAAACGUUGUCGUAAAAACGAGCCUAAUCACACACUUCAAGCUAUAGCAUUUAUCGCAGAUGUGGCCUCUAUCAACAGGAAUCGGGCUCAUACGGUACAGUGCAUUAUUGACUGUUGUCUUGAGUCUAUUGCGAGCGUUGCCAUGUUCUAUGACAAAGGAGACCCGUGCCAAAAAAACGCAGAGCGCUUGAUCAAUGGGAUUCUCACUAUCCAUAUCGUCUCAACUGAUCCCAAUAUAAGGUCGAGCGCCAUGAAUUUAUUCUCUAAGCUUUGCAGAGACCACUUAGCUUUCUACAGUCUCAAGCUGUUCGAUCUGUUUGCAAUGAUCGCUGGUAGAGUGCCCACAUUGCUCAAUCACUUCCUUCCGCAACUCAUUCAACAUGUUGAAACAGUUGAGAAAAAACGAGGUGUCACUUAUGAUAGCUCUCUCAGAGAUAAAGGAAUCAAACGUAUAGAGCAAAUUUUAUCAGGUGGCUGAAACAAGUUUUGAUGGCAUGAAAACCGUCAUUAUGUUACCAUGGCAAAUUGUUGCAAUUACUACAAUUUUUUACCUUGCUAUGUGAUGAUCAUUAAAGCUUGGGUAGUAUUUUACAACUCUUGGGGUAUUUCCCACUGGAUACACCUACAACUUUCAUUGUGGUAAAGUCUCAUAUCAGCUUAAGGAGUAAUUACUUAACUCUAAUGAAUUGUUUGAAUGUUAGUAGAAAAGAUAACAUCAUUUUGUUGGAGCAAUAAAAUCAAGUUACCUAGCUAUUUAUGUUGGUUUUCAAGUACAAAUUAAGUGUAAUGCUAACUUAUGUUAAAAGGUUCUGAUUUCCUAGGAAUUUUUUAGUCACCUGGAACCUUAAAUGAUUUGUCUUCAAUUUGUCUCUAAAUCUCUAGUAAUAUUUUGUGCUUGUGCUCAAAAUGCGAAGCACAUGCGAGAAUGUUAGGAAAUUGUUUGAAGCUUUUAGAAUACUCACAUUUGAUUUUGUGUUGGGCCAUUUUUGUCAAUUUUCAAAGCAAUGUUGGGAUUUAUUUCUGAUGGUGUCAGAUACAAAUGAAUAAUCUAGUGAGAAGAAAUUUCUCGAUCACUGAUGUCAACCAAGCUCAGCAGUCAUAAUAGGAGAAGCUGGAAAAAGUAGGAGCCGCAAAAGGUUCGGAGUAGUCGGGGGCUUAGGGUUUUUAACUGACCAUACUACAAUUAAUGAUCCUGAAAUAUCUGGAACAAUAACUUGAACAACUAAUUUAGAAUAAUAGCUUUAAGAGGAGUUAUUGGGAUUCUCUGAGAAACUAGUCUUCAACGUUGAUAGCUCUUGUUCUGAUUUCAUUGCUGAUGCUUGAAAUUGGAUUUCAGGAGGUGAUACUGCGUGAUUUUAAAGUGUGGCUGGUAGUUGUAAUGUUGAUAGUUCUUCAGAUAAGGCAUGCUGAAUAAGUCUUUUAUUUUGAGAAUUCUUGGCCUGUUCAAAUCAUUUGAAGACUGACUUUCUUUGAUUUAUUUCUGGUGAUUGUUUUAUUUUUCCAACCAGUUACCAAAGUGCCAGAAAAAUCGGAUGAUUUGUCAUGCUUUAGGUGUCGUUCAUUUCGUCAGACAUUUGAUCUGUCCAGUUUUUGUAUGACUAAGGAACCUUGUUCCUCAAGUGUAACAGAUGGGGUCUAUUGCUUUUGUUUUUUGGUUUCCACAAGAACAAUGUCACCAGGUUCCUUUAUUUCUGUUUUGUUGUAAACAGAUCAGCUGUCUCUUGGUUCUUUAAUGUUUUUUUUAUUAUUCAUAUGAAUGGCCACACAUCUAAAAGCAUAGGAACAGGACAGAAACAGAAAACUUUAAAACACAUUUUACCAAAUAUAUUUUAUCGUCAAAAACUGUAGUACCUAAGUAUAGCUAUAGUACCUUCACUUUUCAAUUUUACAAACAUUUCACUUCUAAGUAAUAUUGCAAAUAAUUUCACAUUUAAUUUUACAA
Molecule: messenger RNA, 5363 nt
Organism: Bemisia tabaci
Lineage: Eukaryota; Metazoa; Arthropoda; Insecta; Hemiptera; Aleyrodidae
Product: protein MMS22-like
Biological process (GO): replication fork processing; double-strand break repair via homologous recombination
Cellular component (GO): nuclear replication fork
Source: RefSeq, a predicted model, not a curated record